This is a messenger RNA of Biomphalaria glabrata, 6928 nucleotides long. RefSeq lists its product as uncharacterized. NCBI's taxonomy places the organism in Eukaryota, Metazoa, Mollusca, Gastropoda, Planorbidae. The coding region runs from base 849 to 4016 and encodes 1055 amino acids. The transcript is spliced from 17 exons. The record is from RefSeq and is a predicted model, not a curated record.
AAUAAUUUAAUUGAAAAUAAUAAGAUACAUUUAAGACACUGAAUUUCAACACUGGCACAAUGUUGAGAAAAUACAAAUAUUAGUCUAUGAGUGUUUCUCAAGUCCUGGGCUUAAAAAGAGUCACAGUGUGUUAAAAAUUAAAGUUGAAGUUUUUUAUUGAAACUGUAUUCAUUUCUUUAGAUAAUAUACUUAAAGAAAUUUAUCAAUAAAAGUGAAUUGUAAUAUAUGUACAUUUUCUUUUAUGCUUAAAUAAAUUAUGAAAAAAAAAACACCACCACCACAGCUCAACAUUAGCUUUGUUUUCUUUGCAUUGAUAUAUUGUUUUCAGAUGUUUUCACUUUUCUUAAAAAGGUAUUUAUAAUAAUUUUUUUCGUCACAACAGACAUAAAAAAAAUGUACUAUAUACUUAUUGUUAUAAGUUAAGUAAAAAGAAAUCUGGUUGAAAUAAAAGCUUAUACCUCAAAUUAUACACUACUAUAUUUUCGCGCAUGUAACCCACAUACAUGUAUAACCCAAACGUCCAUAUACCCCGCACAAAUUACAAAUUAAGUAGAAACAAUAUCAUACAACCCGCAGCUCCAUGUUCAAAGAGUGACUUGCCCUAAACUACUAGUACGCAAAGUUGUUGCUCAUCAGAUGUCUGUCUCUCGAGAUGCAAUCGUACUCCAGUUGUUGUUCCACAAUUGAUACAUAGAGUGCAACACACUUGUGAAAUGCGAGUUGUUUCGACAAAAGUCAUUGACCUAUUUAACUGUUGACGGUGGAGAAAUAUUUGCUGCAGUAGCUAAGCUGGGCCUUACAAUUGGCAGAGGAUUGGCCUGAUUCUGUGCUGCAUCGCUAAAUGAAUCAUGUUGCUUCCCAUCUGUCUAUCUGCAAAUCUUAUAGCGCAAGCUGUGUCAGGUUUGGAAAUAUCCAGUGAAAGAAAAAAGAGCCAGUCAAAUGAUCAUGAAAACCCUUCACCAAAAAGUAAUCUAACUGCCUCAGCUCAACCAAAAGCACCUGAGAAUAAUGAGUUUGACAAAGCAUCAUCAGAGUCAGGAGGUAUAUCUACUUGGGUUUUUAUCACUAUUGGUGUGUCUGUUCUUGUUGUGGCUGUUAUGAUCUUUGUAGCUGCCAUGAUCUACCGUCGAAAAAAAAGGGGAACCAGAACUGGAUCUUCCAUUGCAUCUAUACAGGUCCCGCCAAAUGAUGCCACUAGAAACUACUGCCCUAGAGAUGAGGUAGAACUUCACGAACUCACAGAAUUAAAUAGGAAUCGAGAAAAUUCUCUUUCAACUGAAGGGGUACAGACUGUCAGUAUUCCAAGGGUUAAAAUGAUCAAUGUGACUAACAGUUCUCAUGCAGAGGGAACUCCAUUUUUACUUAGAUCCUGUGUAAGCUCAUGUGAAGAUCUGGAGGACUAUGGGGGAAGGAAACUCACCAGAAGUCUGUUCACGCAGUGUGGAGAUAAUGAAAAUAAACUCAGGGGAGGCAAUGGAGACUUCCACAGACAGUAUGUGGAUGUGAAAUAUAUGAACAAUGAUUUGGAGCAUGCACAAUUAGACAGAGCAGAGUCAUCAGACUACAGGCGAGACAGUAGGCGAGAUGGACGAAACAGGAACUAUGAAAGUAGGUCAUCAGAUGAAUUUGAACCUGACAGACGAGAACGUUAUUAUCGAUCUGAUGAGCGCCGAGGUCAGAGAUACAGCCGCCAGUCAGACAAGAGCAACCUCUCAGGAAGCAGUGAUUCAAGAACUUACAGCAAUCAGAGCAGCAGAAGUAAAAGUAUCAACUCCCAUCAUUCAGCUAGAAGUUACCUUCGUAUUCCUCCAACGUUACCAUCAAACAAUUAUGUGGAAGUUGGCUUGGAUAAUAUGUCAGUGUACUCUGAGCCUCAGAUUAAAAUGGAGUGGUUGACCAAGAAAUCUGAUAGUUCUUCAAAGAAUGAUAUAGAAAGUUAUCAAUCUUCAUCUGGCACACAAACUGACUGUGGUGUGACGUCAGCUAGUUGUUUAACAGUGUUUGGCACACCUUGGCAAUUUGGUGGCACAUUUACCAGCAAAGGUGGAGUGAUGCAGGCUAAGGAUUCGGAUGUUUCAUUACAUGUUGUUGCCAAUGCUAUACUGAAAGGUGACUAUGUGGACAUCUAUGGAGCAGUGUUUACUGAUACACCUGAGAUAAGGAAAAAGUUUCAGUUCCCAGCAGAUGAAAGUCUGAUCAGUCCAGUGGUUGAGUACCACAGAGAACCUGAGGGCAGCUUUCAAAGACCUCUUUGUAUUAGACUGCCCCACUCCUUGACUGAAGACUUUGAUGUAACAUUCAUUAAAGUUUACACCUUUUCUACUGAUGACUUUGGUCAUGCUAUUUUAAACACAUUGAUCAGGAAAGAUAGAGUGAAUGAAGAUAGGGAUGGCUAUUGGGAAAAAAGUAGGGAUGGUCGAACAAUUGAUAUUCACACUCUGCACUUCAGUGGUUACUUCUGUACAACAUGCUCCAACACUAGCCUACCAUCUGUCUGCUCAAUGGUGUUUGGAUCUCAUGUGCAGAUAACUCCUUCACGUAGAGAAGUCAGAGUUACCUUAUACCUCUGGGACAGACGUCUUACAAUCAAAGAUUAUCUAGAGAGGAUCCGUAAGCAAGAAUCAGAUGUUGACCGCCAGCUCUUGACAGAUAUGCAGAUUCCUCUAAUGGAUGAUGCCACAUCAGACAGUCGGCUUGUGAUGAGGAUGGAUGUGAUGGGGGAAUCAUUGGAGCGUUCCUGCUGGAGGCACAUCUGUAGGCCUGAUGGUUUAAACCCUUUAUUUAAACCUCUGCAGGCACGGCGACUGUACGAUGUUAUUCACUGUUGCCGGCAGACAGAUCCUAUUCGUGUUCAGUGGGCCUUAGAGAAUGUACCUCGUCAAGUACCUGGAUCUAUAUUCCAGUGCUGUAUAGACAUCAUGCAUGUCCCACGGGACAUCAGAGAUUACGAGACUGCCAUGAGAGAAGAUACAGAUGAUCUCAUGAGGACAUUUUAUGUCAGAGAUUUGAAAGUUAUCCCUAACCCAACACAGGAAGCACCAGACAGUAAAUCUGUUCAUGCUACUAUAAAAAGAACAAUCUCUGAAACUUUGGAUAAAACUCAAACAGAACGAAUGUGUCGAGAGUAUGGAAUAACACAAAGAGACAUAGGAAACUUUAAAACAAAGUAUACAUCAGAUGGUAAGUUGCAGAAUGGACUAGUAGAAGAAUGUAUGCGCAGACACGGAGUAGACAUGUUUCUCAAACUGCUGCCGGACAUCUUGCAAAGACUUCAAUUGGAUCAUGUGCUGCAUGAGCUGAGAGAUAAGAAAGUGUUCAGGGAGGAUUCCGAUCAAGAACUUCUGCCACCUAAUGACCAGUUCUCCAAUCACAGUCACACUGACUGCAAAUUUCAGCAUGAUAAUUCUCCUCCUCUACACCAACCUAAACAAAAAGUGAAGAAAGACAAUAAUGAGAACUCAGUGCUGCAAAAACAAGGUUCCAGUGAUAGUAAUGACACAGUAUUUCAUGAUCAGAAUUUGAAUUAUAAGUCACUGGAAAGAAAAAGAAGGACAGGGGCACCGUUAGCAGUCAGUAAUAGAAAUGAACAAUACAGGCAGGAGCAUUUUGCAGUUGUCCAUAACAAAGAUUCCAGUAGUGGCUCUGACUCGGUUUUGAGAAGUGGCUCAAUACUAUCCAGUGGCUCUAAUAAUUGUUUCACGCUACAGUCUCUUAAUGACUUCAGCAUCAUCCCGCAGGUCGGUACUUUUAAUCAAGAAGAUGAGGAUGAUACCAAAAAGAAAGAAAUGGCUGUCAAGUCAGGCUCUGCAUAUUUAGAUACAGACAGCCGGUGCUCAAACAGCGGUCCUCAAGCUUUUCUCCAUGGAAGAAGUACUGCGAGUCUAGAAAGCAUGCCAGAUUAUAGCAUGCCUUUUCACAGCAAAUCUGCUCAAAAUAUAAAUCAAAAGUCUGAGAGAAGCCAAGACAGAGAUCAGACGAAUAAGAAAGAAUUGUAUAAUGUUCACACAGUAGUCUGAACAUAAAGGUUAAUUUUAAUUUGUUCAAAGCUGAUAUCAACUUUCUCUGUGUCUGUCUGUUUGCUACAAAUUUUCCCCUUUGAUAUGCUUUUUUUUUUUUUAAAGUAUUUUAAAAAUAUUUUUCUUGUUAUUAAAAUAGUGCUUUUUUUCUUAUUAUAAAAAAUUAAAUAUUUCUCAUCUAAAUAUUUUAAAGGGCAGAUUUUUAGUUAACAAAAUGUUUUUUGUUGUAUUUUUGGAGUAAAUAUUUAACAAAUUUAAAAAUAGAUACCGUCCAAAUGAUGUGACCUAGAUUGAGCAAUAUUUUAAUGUUUCUGUUUGCUAAUGUUGUUGCAAUUAGUUUACUUGUACUUAUAACUAUUUUGUUUGCCACACAAAUUUGCUCAUUAUCUGCAAACUGCAUUCAAAAUGGUAAAAAUGCCAGACACAAGAUUUUAGCAUUACAUUCUCUGGUUUAUAUUUUGCUGGAACAUGCAUCAUGGAAACAGAUCAGAGAUAAAUUUAGAGUCCAAUGACCAGGAAUUGAAAUUGACUUAAUAGGAAGCUGAAAUCCUUCAAAUGUUUUUUUUUAAUAACUUCAUUUAUGUAAUCAUCAUUGAAGUGUUAGAAGCCUUUGGUCGAUUGUAUUUAUUCUAGCAUUUUAUUUGUACCUUUAUACAUUUUAUUUCAACGCGUGUUCAGUGCCCUCUAGUUUUCCUACUGAAUUGUUCAAAUCCAUUCCAUAAUUUAUUUUACAAUUGCCUUUGUCUCCUACUAAGUUAGUGAACCUUUAUAUGUUCACUUGUCAAUGUCUUGCAACUAAGUAAUUUCUUGGCACAACUUUUAAUUUUGUUGAUAUUUUUGCAAUACUAUUGAUAACAAUUUUUACCAGUUUCAAAUUUAUAUAUGUCAGUGGAGCUGAAAGAGUUGUGACAUCUCAAGUGUGCCUUCAUUUUAUAUGGUGAUACUUUAUGGUAAAUAUGAAGCUAAACAAGCACAAUUAUUUUGUUGUUUUUCAGUGUGAUUCAAAUGAAAUACUUUUUUUCCAUUGUCUUCUUGUACUUACAAACAUACUGUAACUGACUCAAUAGAAGUGAUUGACUUGAUUACAAACAUACUGUAACUGACUCAAUAGAAGUGAUUGACUUGAUUACAAACAUACUGGAACUGACUCAUUAGAAGUGAUUGACUUGAUUACAAACAUACUGGAACUGACUCAUUAGAAGUGACUGACUUGAUUACAAACAUACUGGAACUGACUCAUUAGAAGUGAUUGACUUGAUUACAAACAUACUGGAACUGACUCAUUAGAAGUGAUUGACUUGAUUACAAACAUACUGGAACUGACUCAUUAGAAGUGACUGACCUGAUUACAAACAUACUGUAACUGACUCAAUAGAAGUGACUGACUUGAUUACAAACAUACUGGAACUGACUCGAUAGAAGUGACUGACUUGAUUACAAACAUACUGGAACUGAAUCAAUAGAAGUGACUGACUUGAUUACAAUAGAAGUGCUUAUAUUUUGACUUAAAAUUAUCCCCCCCCCCCCCCCCCCCCCCGAUGUUACAAUUUAAUGGCAUUACAUUUUUUUUUACUUUUCUUACUCUUGUUUCAAAGACAUUCGCCUGUGAUGCAAUUUUAUUACUUAAAAAUCUUUUUUGAAUUAGAUCAUGAAGUUUUGAAAAAAACAUUUUUUAAAAUGUAUCUUGGGUGAUUCUUAAUUCUUUUGUGAUUUUGAAAUACCAGAAAUUCAAAAUACGAUUGUGAAGAAGUUUUAUAUUUAAAGUUUUCAGGGUUUUUUUUUAAGAUUUCUAUACAACUUUGUUCUUGUCCUAGAGAUUAAUGGAAAGUUUAACUUGGAUCCACAUGACUGUUGAUGUUGGAAUAUCAUGUUUAAAUCCAUUGUGCAGUACCACAAUUAUAGUGUUGUAGAUCAUCAUGUACAGUCUGCCGCAUUCGGCAGCAAACUGUCUCCAUCAAGAUCAGCCUCAUCCCAUCCCCAGUCUCAUCCCAUCGGCUGCCACUUUCUCCUUCAGCAAUGCCAAUUGGUUGAAUGUAUAUAUCUUACAUCUAUUUUCAUAAUUUUCAAAUACAUUUCAAGCAACAGAAAAAAUAGUAACUAUACUUUUAUUUGCGUCAUCUUAUAUUUCAUGUUUUAAAUGUUGUGCUUCCCUGUAGAUUGACAUCUUGUUUUACAACUAAUUUGUUGAUUUACAAACUGUUUUUUCAAUAUUUACUUUCAGGGGGUGGGGGGGGGGGGGACACUGUAAGGAUUGGGGAGACAAGUAGUCUAUCAUUUAGUUUUAGAAACUCAAAGGGAGACAAGCAUUAUUUACAAUUUGAUUUACGGUUAGAUAAGUCAAAGGGAAACGAGCAAUUUCAACAAUUUGAUGAGUCAAUGGUAGGCCAGCACCAUCUGCAAUAUAAUUUAUUUUUAGAUGGGUUAAGGAGAGACUAGCAAUAUCUCAAUUUGAUUUAUAUUCACAUCCACACUGGUUCUACAUUGGAUUUAGAAAACAAACUUUUAGUAUAUAACAUUUGCAAUAAUUAUUGAGUUUUACAUUACAAAUCACUGGAUUUUAAUGAAUGAAAAUCUUAACCACCAUAUGCCCCCUUCCCUUUCUUGCUCUUUCUUAGUUGAUCUCAAAUUUAGCUAUUAAACUAUUGUAUAUAAAUUGAGUGUGUCUCAUUUGCUCAACUAGGUCAGUACCACAGCUUAGGACAUUGUUGUUGGCUCUAUGUUCAUCUAUUGAAUGUUUGGGUUGAAAUCUCAAAAAUGUUGUUGUGACUUGUAUAUAUUUUUAUAGUUUAUUUACAUUUAUAUAUAUAUUAGCUUUGAGUUGCCCUACAAUGUUAUAGUAGGAUACAUGUGUUGAUAUGUAUAUGCUAAUGUAUAUAAAGAGAGAUAUAGAGAGAUUAAAUGUAUGAAGCAAA